GGACCCAUAGCAAAUGAAAGUUUGCGCUGCACCAUCAUGGCAUUCAAAGGCUUGAAACGUUUCUUUUCAAUCGGAAACAAGAAGGACAAGAAGAAGAGUAGAUCGGGCGCAAUACACCAUUCUACUCCCCCACUCCAAUGCAUCUUCGAAACUCGUCCAAAUACUAUGACCCACCCCGCCGACGAUUCGGCUGAAGUAGCAGCCAACCAACUGUUGCGGUCAUCAUCCGCACGCUAUGCUGUCGUCAGAGAGUACGAUUAUAACACGCUUCCCCCUCUUCCCCACCCCAUUAACCACAUCUUGCAGACCCCCGCCAGUUCGACAGUCAGCUUAUCUAGUGCAUCAAGCAGCGUUACAAGUACUACGCGUGGAUCAUACACCGUCACCGUCCACGGACGCGAGCGCCUUGGGCACACAGAAUUCCCCAAUGCGAAUCGGGACCUGAACGAAGACAGUCGAAGCAAUCAGCUACUAGGUUUACGCUCCGAUCCAUCUGUCGCAAGUCUGCUUGACAUGUAUGACGAACAUGGGCGGCUCCCCGCGCAUACAUUCUCCAAUUCACCACCAAAGCAUGGGCGGGCUCAAGCUAAGCGGGGCGGAUCGACAUUACGCGAGCUGCUGGGUAAUCCGUCUCCCAGUCUGGCGUCUGGCAGUGACGGGAGUUCGCGAGAAGGAGACAUCUCUUGGGCAGAGCGGUUCCUUGCGGAGUCAGAAAGCAGCGCAUCAUCGUCACCGUCGCUAGCAAGCAUCGUGACGCCCGACUUUGAUGCAAGUCUGAACCAAACGACGGUCCUUCACCAGUACAACGAUUCCUUCGGGACAGACGCGUCAUCGAUGCUAGUUGAAGUGGCUGGAAUGUCAUCCACAGAAGUUCAAGCGAGUGAUAUGUCGCACACACCUCCUCGUUCUUUGAAGGGCCCCAGCCCCUACAUCACUCUGGACCCUAAGACACCGCAACGAGCGUCUCAAGUUUUCGGUUUCCUGAACCAAAAGAAAAGACAAUCGCGGAUGCUAGAAGACGAGAGGCCUCUGGCGGUUGUCCCCGACAAGUCAGAGCCGCCCUCUGGCGAAAUCCACUCGACUCGUCCUAUGACACCGACCGAGCUGAAGUGUCAGCCGAAAGAACCGAAUGACGUUCACGUCCUCAUGGACAGGGGACCAACCAGAGUCAUUCUCACUGCCCCGACCCCCCAAUACAACAAGACAACGCCAAGAGGCCCACGAGGACCUCGUUCACAUUCUCGACCGACACGACAGCUGUCCACGCGAGACGCAUAUACGCAACUGCCUACGCGCCGGCAUCUUUCACGGUCAAAUUCCGUGGGGAGUACUCCGAGCAAUGCUGACAAGAAACGCCCGUCUAUUUUGGCGGUCUUCGAGAAAGAGAAUCAUUUGACCGCGAGACAAGAGAUUCCCAAGACUCCGGUCCGAACCAGUUCCAUCUCGCGCCCAUAUAAACGAACACCCUCAGUUAGGGCACCUGCAUCAGUGUCUCCAGCGGCUUCAGUCGACUUGUCCUUUAUAGGGCAGCAAGUGAUGGGAGAUUUGCGCAAACAACGGGCUCGUGCACGGGACUACGAGCGCAAGGGACAGGGCUAUAUUUGACCAGCCGGAUCUGGUAAGGCCGUCUAUUUUUUCGUGUUCUGUUUAUAGCACUAGCCACGAUUGUGUUUUGUUUGCGCAUCCUGUGUAGCAUCUAUUUGUUCGCUUUCAGUUUGACGGUUACCGUGAUCCCCUGAUUCCACUCCUUGACUCCAACCUUUCUUUUCCUCCGCCCUCGCGGCAAAAUGAGCUACAAUCCACUGCAGAGCAGUCAUAAUCACCAGGUGUACCAGAAUGAGGACCCUGCCUUCUACCAGUCGACUGGCUAUAUAACUCCUGCUCCUGCUAAACCAAAGCGCACGAGCAAAUGGAUCAAAGUUGGGAUCCCUAUUCUUGUCAUUCUCAUCGCUGUUGGAGUCGUCGUUGGCAUCCUUGUGUCUCGUCACAAAUCUGGCUCGGCUUCCUCGACAUCCUCCUCAUCCUCCUCCUCUGCUGCUGCCGCCGCGAGUGCCAGCGCCAAGCUAGCAGCCGGUGUCCUCGCCACCGCAACGAACAGCUUGUUCAUGAUACCUGUAUACCCCUCCUCGACCAACACGGCAUCAUACACCACUCCCACCUUCAAUGCCGCCGCUGCUGGAUGGCCCGCUGACUCUUUUGCUCCCGCCACUCCUUCCGUUCUUUCUGUCCGCCCGGACCGACCGAGGUUGAUUGCGCCCAAGUACAAGUGGGAUGCCCUUCCCGCACUGAUCGCCAAAGACCCGUAUUUGGCAAGCUGGAAUCACAGCAUCUUCCUCAAUGCUUCCCAAUAUGACGCCCUCCCUGCUGUCCCGUAUUUCAUGGACGGAAGUAGCGGUAUCCUUGAUGUUUGUCGUAUGAUCAAGCAGCGUGUCAAGGCGUUUUCGUAUGUGUAUCGCAUGACAAACAACUCUCACUGGGUGGAUCGGACUUGGGAAGAGCUUCAAAAUGCUGCCGGAAACGGCACCAAGCCCUGGGGCCCUACUGUCGACCCAUGGAACUCUGCGCAUUUCUUGGAUACAGCCGAGCUGUCUGCUGCGUUCGGUAUUGCCUAUGACUGGCUGUAUGAUAUGUGGACGGACGACCAGAAGUCGAAGAUUCGGACCUCCCUCAUCCAGUACGGGUUGGAGCCUGGUGUGCAGGGGUACACGAACAGCUCUGUAUACACUGGCUGGUGGAAUGCUGUCGAUGGCAACUGGAAUUGUGUCUGCAACAACGGUCUCACCAUGGCCGCCCUUGCCAUUCUCGGGGAUGACACCACCGGUCACGCCGAGCAGCUGCUUGGGUUGACUGUGAACAACGCUAAAGCGCACUGUGCGUUUGCUGUGGCCAACGAUGGCACGUGGAGCGAAACCAACGACUACUGGUACUUUGGCAACACCGGGCACUCUGAGAUGGCAGCGUCUCUCAUCAGCGCUACCGGCUCUGACUAUGGAUUGACGACGGUGAACCCCGACUUUUGGAAGACGGGAAUGUUCCACAUGUAUGGGACCGGUGCGACCACUGUCUUCAACUACGGCGACACGGGUCCCAACAAGUUCACCGCGACGGCUAACUCGCUGAUCUUCUACGCGAAUGUGUUCAACCAGCCUCAGUAUGCUCUGUUCCAGCGUGAUUAUCCGGAUGCAGCAGAUCCUUGGAACAUGUUCUGGUACAACCCUCAGAUUCAGGGCGUAUUCUGGGAUGGACUUGCGCUCGACCACUUCUUCGACAACUCGACGGAUCAAUGGAUGUCGAUGCGCAGCAGCUGGACCGAUCCCAAUGCUGUCUUCGUCGGUGUCAAGGCUGGUACGAUUCUCAACCAUCAGACUCACAACGACUUGGACACCGGAACAUUCGUUCUCGAUGCUCUUGGAACGCGAUGGGCCGGCGAGCUCGGCGAUGGGGACUACAACUCUCCUGGAUACUUCAGCACCGAUGGUCAGUCAAUGACCUAUCCGAAGUUGAUAUGAUCUCAUCCCUUGCAUCAAACAGCGCAGGACUCUCAGCGCUGGAUGUAUUACCGAAAGAUGACUGAGGGCCAGAACACCAUCUUUGUCGGAUCCUCGAACCAGGAUGUGAAUGCGAAGCCCACUGUGCAAUACGGAACCACCAACGAGACACAAGGACCCAGCACUGCCUACACUGUUCCCAGCACUUCGACUGCUUUCUUCACGACAGAUAUGACGACCGCUUACUUCAAUGCAACAUCCAUGAAGCGGGGUAUUCGUUUGCUGAAUGGCCGCAAGCAAGUCCUUCUCCAGGACGAGAUCACCGCCAGCGCGAGUGUCCAAUGGCGUAUGCACACUAAUGCGACCGUGACGACAUCCGGAACGACGGCGUCGCUGGCUCUAGAUGGCAAGACCAUGGAUGUGUCUUUGCUGAACGCGCCGUCUGGGGCAACUUUCUCCACAGCUCAAGCGGUCCGACUACCAACUGAUGUCACGCCCCCGAUCCCAGACCAGGCCAACGACGGAGUGACUGUUCUAGUUAUCACACUGCCCGCUGGCACAUACAACCUCCAGGUUCUCUUUAGUCCCCAGUGGAACGACGGAACCAAGCUCGUGACGCCUCCGUCCGUGCCGUUGGACAGCUGGUCCCUUACGAGUCAUAACUAGACGCGGUGCAGGCCGUUUCUGUAUUUUUAUUGGAUAUAUUUGGACAAUUCAGCCAUAUCCUCGCUCGCUUGUACGGCUUUGACAAGAUCUAGCUUCACCACGUUCGUUGAUUAUUUAUAUGGUACCAUUUCGAUAAUCAUUUGUCGCCACAAAAUUGAGUCAGAUCACUGGGCUG
Mycena citricolor is the source of this 4329-nucleotide messenger RNA. Lineage: Eukaryota; Fungi; Basidiomycota; Agaricomycetes; Agaricales; Mycenaceae. The record is from the annotation of a GenBank genome assembly.